This is a messenger RNA of Fusarium coffeatum, 1374 nucleotides long. RefSeq lists its product as uncharacterized. The record is from RefSeq and is a predicted model, not a curated record. Gene Ontology annotation, biological process: transmembrane transport. Gene Ontology annotation, molecular function: transmembrane transporter activity. The transcript is spliced from 3 exons. Bases 1 to 1374 code for a protein of 457 amino acids. Lineage: Eukaryota; Fungi; Ascomycota; Sordariomycetes; Hypocreales; Nectriaceae. Gene Ontology annotation, cellular component: fungal-type vacuole membrane.
AUGUCUUCCUCGGCACGAACAUCCGACGCGACCAUGCGAAUACCUGUUCCUCCUCCUAGCGAUAGUGAGGGCCAACAAAAUGAUCACCAAUCCUCAGAGCCAUGUCUUCCGCCGACCGACCGUGGAAAGGACGCUUAUCUUACUCUGAUGUGCUGCACAAUGGCCCAGCUACCAAUUUGGGGCUAUUCGGUAUCAUUCGGCAUUUUCCAAGAAUACUACUCCCGUCCUCCAAGCCCAAUCUCGAGCGCAUCAUCCGGCACAAUCGCAACCAUCGGCGCCCUCCAACAAGGCGUGAUGUAUCUCAUGAUGCCAUUCACUUUCCUCAUCCUCACGAAAUAUCCUCGUCUUCGCCAAUACUGCGGCCCGGUCGGCCUUCUCAUCACAACGUCCAGUCUCACUGCGUCAGCUUUUGUAGAUAGUGUUGCCGGAUUAAUCGCAACACAGGGUGCGCUUUAUUCGAUUGGCUGUGGGCUGUUGUUCUGUCCGAUUUCGCAUUACAUGAAUGAAUGGUUUGUCGAGAGGAAGGGAAUGGCGCUUGGGGUUAUGUGGGCUGGUAAAUCAGCGACAGGUAUCGCGAUGCCAUUCAUUUUUGACGCGUUACUUCGUCGAAUCAGUCUACGCGCAACUAUUCUCGCUUGGGCCGGUGCAUCGACAGCAAUGAGUUUACCAACCCUAUUCUUCAUCAAACCCAGGAUACCUCAUCAUAACCAAGCUCAAGUCCAACCUCUUUCAUUCAACUUCUUUCGGCAUACGUCUUUCUGGAUGAUGCAAGCUGGCGUGAUCAUACAAUCACUGGGUUAUCUCAUGCCAAGUACAUACCUGGCCAGCUACGCGUCAACAAUCGGAUUACCCAGCAUCACAGGUCCUAUCCUGCUCGCGUUAUUCUCAGUAGCUUCAGUCCCUGGUGGAAUCGUGCACGGUAUGGUUGGCGACAAGACAUCAGCGACAAAAGCCGUCACAAUCGCGUCUCUGGGCAGCGCAUUGCCCAUCUUCUUACUCUGGGGUCUGAGUCUCAAUCUCGCAAAUUUAGUCGUCUUCGUCGUUCUCUACGGCUUUUUCGCGGGCGGAUUUAGCUCAACAUGGUCCAACAUGUCAUCUGAUAUUCAAAAAGACGACGCGUCCGCUGACUCAGCGCUCAUUUUUGGUAUGCUCAUGGGUGGUCGGGGGAUAGGGUAUGUUUCAGCCGGACCACUGAGUGGUGUUUUGCUGCAGGCAAAAGCGUCUCUGUCUGAUGAGGCUUUGGGUUAUGCGACAAAGUAUGGGCCUAUGAUUAUUUGCACCGGUGUUACGGCCCUGUUUGGAGCUUGGGCGCCAAUCUGGAAUGGGUUGAGAGUUGCUCUGGGUACGACUGGUGGUCGCGGUCGCAACCAUUGA